Messenger RNA from Microthlaspi erraticum, 2805 nucleotides. Lineage: Eukaryota; Viridiplantae; Streptophyta; Magnoliopsida; Brassicales; Brassicaceae. The record is from the annotation of a GenBank genome assembly.
AUGUCAUCGCUUCAGUCGGUUCCUACUACCCUCAUUGUUCUCGUCUUCUUCUUCUUCUUCUGUAGCUUAGCUUUAUCAUCACAUGGAAGUUCACAAGCUGUAACAGAAGAUGCCACAGUCGUUGGAUACGGCUACGUCGUUUCAUCAGUGGACGUUGACUCCAACCAGAAUGUUUUGACGGCCAAGCUUGAUCUGAUUAAACCGUCCUCCGUUUACGCUCCAGAUGUUCAAACGCUUAACCUUCAUGUUAGCUUGGAGACAAGUGAGCGUUUGAGAAUCAGACUCACAGAUUCUAGUCAACCAAGAUGGGAGAUACCGGAAACCGUCAUUCCUCGCGCCGGGGACAACUCUCCUCGCCAUUCUAGUCAACCAAGAUGGGAGAUACCGGAAACCGUCAUUCCUCGCGCCGGGGACAACUCUCCUCGCCGUCGUUUCUUAUCGGAAGAGGACGGUGGAAUCUCGUCGGAGAAAAACGUCCUGGAAAAUCAAUCAUCGGACUUGGUUUUCACCCUCCACAACACGACGCCGUUCGGUUUCUCCGUCUCCCGACGAUCCUCCGGCGAUGUCCUCUUCGACACAUCACCGGAUCCAUCAAAUCCAAACACCUUCUUCCUCUUCAAAGACCAAUUCCUCCAACUAUCUUCCUCGCUACCGGCGAACCGAUCGAAUCUGUACGGUCUCGGAGAGCACACGAAGCGGUCGUUCAAGCUAAUUCCCGGCGACACCAAGACUAUGUGGAACGCCGACAUCGGCAGUGAGAAUCCGAAUGUUAACCUCUACGGAUCUCACCCGUUCUACAUGGAUGUAAGAGGAUCAAACGGCCACGGCGAAGCAGGGACGACUCACGGCGUCCUCUUGCUCAACAGCAACGGAAUGGACGUGAAAUACGAAGGAAGCAAAAUUACUUACAAUGUGAUCGGUGGCGUCAUCGAUCUCUAUGUCUUCGCCGGACCGUCGCCGGAGAUGGUGAUGAAUCAGUAUACAGAAUUCAUCGGAAGACCAGCCCCUAUGCCUUACUGGUCAUUUGGAUUUCACCAGUGUAGGUAUGGAUACAACAAUGUAUCAGACCUCGAAUUUGUAGUUGAUGGAUAUGAAAAAGCUAAAAUACCACUUGAGGUUAUGUGGACGGACAUUGAUUACAUGAAGGGCUAUAAAGACUUCACUUUGGAUCCGGUGAAUUUCCCGGAGGAGAAGAUGAAAUCAUUCGUGGAUAAACUUCACAAGAGCGGUCAGAAAUACGUGCUGAUCUUAGAUCCUGGUAUUGCUGUGGAUAGCUCUUACGGGACAUAUAACAGAGGAAUGAAAGCGGAUGUGUUCAUAAAACGAAACGGUGAGCCUUAUCUCGGCGAGGUCUGGCCUGGAAAAGUAUACUACCCUGACUUCUUGAAUCCAGCUGCUGCAACUUACUGGAGCGAUGAAAUCAAGAUGUUCCAGGAAACUCUCCCAUUGGAUGGUGUGUGGCUUGACAUGAACGAGUUAUCGAACUUCAUUACUUCACCUGUGUCACCUGGAUCUUCGCUCGAUGAUCCUCCUUACAAGAUCAACAAUUUAGGGAGAAAAGCGCCGAUAAACUUUAAGACGGUACCCGCAACAGCUACACAUUUCGGAAACGUUAGUGAGUACGAUGCGCAUAACUUGUAUGGACUCUUGGAAGCUAAAGCCACUCACCAGGCUAUAGUGGAUAUAACGGGAAAGAGGCCGUUUCUUUUGUCAAGAUCCACGUUUGUGAGCUCUGGGAAGUACACGGCUCACUGGACCGGCGAUAACGCUGCGAAAUGGGAGGAUUUGGCUUACUCGAUCCCUGGGAUUCUCAACUUUGGGCUGUUUGGGAUUCCAAUGGUUGGAGCUGAUAUCUGUGGCUUCGCAUAUGAUACCACUGAGGAGUUAUGUCGUCGAUGGAUUCAGCUUGGAGCUUUUUACCCUUUUGCAAGAGACCAUUCGUCCAAAGGCACUGCUAGACAAGAACUAUACCUCUGGGAUUCGGUUGCUUCUUCUGCAAGAAAGGUUCUCGGCCUCCGUAUGAGACUGCUCCCGCAUCUCUACACUUUGAUGUAUAAUGCGCACGUUAGUGGCGUACCGAUCGCGAGACCGCUCUUCUUCUCUUUCCCUCGAGACGCUAAAACCUAUGAUAUCGGUUCACAGUUCUUGAUCGGUAAAAGCAUUAUGGUAUCUCCAGCGCUGGAGAAAGGCUCGGUGGCCGUCGAUGCUUAUUUCCCCGCCGGAAACUGGUUCGACAUGUUUAACUAUUCGUUUGCUGUCGGUGGAAAUUCCGGCAAGAAAGUCAGGCUUGAUACUCCCGCCGAUCACGUCAACGUUCAUGUUCGAGAAGGAAGCAUUGUGGCUAUGCAAGGAGAAGCAAUGACAACCAGAGAAGCCAGAACGACACCGUUUGAGAUUCUAGUUGUAGCCAGCAAGCUUGAGAACAUCUCAGGCGAGCUGUUUCUAGACGACGGUGAAAACGUAAGGAUGGGAGAGGAAGGAGGGAACCGUGACUGGAGCCUCGUGAAGUUCACGUGCUAUGUGACCGAAAACAAAUCAGCGGUGCUGAGAUCGGAAGUGGUGAAUCCAGAGUAUGCGUCGAGAAUGAAAUGGAGCAUCGGGAAAGUGACGUUUGUUGGGUUCGAGAACGUGGAGAGUGUGAAAUCGUACGAGGUUAAGACAAGUGGGAGACUAAGGAGUCCGACAAUCUCUCUUAUCAAGACGGUCUUGGACGAUGAUGAUAAUCCCAAGUUUAUGAGCGUGGAGGUCUCUAGACUCUCGUUGCUUCUUGGGAAGAAGUUCGAGAUGCGACUGAAGUUGACUUAA